AGCUCGUAGAGAAGACGGCCGACAGCCUUUUUAGCGCAGCUAGCUACCGCGCGCCGCUGCAAAAUACGCAGCAGGCAGCGCGAUAACUGGCAGCAAAAUCUCAGCAGCCGCGGUUGCACAGCGAUCUCGCGCUAGCCCGUCGCUGUAAGGCUGUAACAUCCCAGCAGCUGCACGCGCAUCCCGCGCGACCGCAGCACCACCCAUGGCGCAGUCCGCCGGCGCCGCGGGCCAUGUGCUGAGGGCGCUCCUCCUGGCCCUCGCGUGCCACAACGCGUACGAGAUCCGCAUGCACGCCGUCCGGACGUACGGCCCCGUCAUCCACGAGUUCGACCCGUGGUUCAAUUAUCGGGCGACGGAGUACCUCGCGGCGAACGGCUGGGGCAAGUUCUUCACGUGGUUCGACCACAUGAGCUGGUAUCCUCUCGGACGACCGGUAGGGACGACGAUCUACCCGGGCAUGCAGAUCACGUCCGUGCUCAUCUGGAGGAUGCUCGGGUUGGUCGGGAGCGACAUGUCGCUGAACGACGUGUGUGUGUACGUGCCGGUCUGGUUCGGGGUUCUAGCGACGCUGUUACUGGGCUUGCUCACGUUCGAGUGCUCCAAGUCGGCGAACGCCGCCGUGGCCUCGACAUUGAUCAUGGCCGUCGUCCCGGCCCAUUUGAUGCGAAGUGUGGGCGGCGGCUACGACAACGAGUCCGUGGCGGUGACGGCCAUGUGCCUCGUCUUUUUGUUGUGGUGUCGAUCCUUGAGAAACGACGACUCCUGGCCGCUGGGAGCGGCCGCGGGUUUGGCCUACGUGAACAUGGCGGCGGCCUGGGGCGGGUUCGUCUUCGUCGGCAACCUGGUCGCGUUACACGCGUUCGUACUAGUAUUAUUGGGACGGUACGGCGACAAGCUCCACCGGGCCUUCUCCCUCUUCUUCGUCGUGGGCACGCUGGGCGCGACGCGCGUGCCCGUCGUCGGCAUGGGGCCCCUAAGAAGCUUGGAGCAGAUCGCGCCGUUAUUGACGUUCGGCGGUUUGCAGGUUUUGAUGCUCGGGGAGAAGGCAGUAGAAAAAGCGAGACCCCUGUCCAAGGCCGAGGCCUGGAAUAGGAGAUUGAAGGUCUACGCGACGGCGGCGGGCGCCGGGCUGCUGGUUUUAGUGCUACUCUUUAGCGUCGGCUACUUUGGCCCUAUAUCAUCGAGGGUCCGAGGUUUGUUUGUGAAGCACACUAGAACGGGCAAUCCUCUCGUUGAUUCAGUAGCGGAGCACCAGCCCGCGUCGGCGAACGCCUACUGGCACUAUUUACAUACGACGUGCUACGCCGCCCCGGUCGGGCUCUUCGUCCUCUUUAGCGGAGGGUUUAGAUUGGAAGCGCGGUGCUUCAUCGCGGUCUAUGCGCUCGUGGCCUACUUCUUCUCCUCGAAGAUGGUGCGCCUGAUCAUCUUCCUGGGCCCCGUGGCCUCGGCUCUCGCCGGCGUCGCGCUCGGCGCCGCCGUCGACGCGACCGCUCCCUCAUUACUCGAAGCGCUGCUGGGGCCCGCCGACGAGGAUCAAGAGAAGGAGAAGACGAAGAAGAAGCCCACCAGGGUGGAGAAGGACAAGUCGCCGCCUAGAAAAAUCUCGGGACGGAGCGCCGCGGCCGCGGCCGCCGCGCGAAGAGGUAGAGAGCGCAAGGCGACGUCCAUCAACGCGGGCUCCAUCGUCGCUUCGAUGAUCGAGGGCGGCGAGGAGCUCGUCCAGGGCCUCUACGAGGCCGCGGCCCAGGCUCUGAGCCCGCUCGCGACCGCGCUGCAGGCGCCGGGGCUCAAGGUCGUACGGACGGUGUUAGCUGCUGCUUUAAUAGCGGCGUCGAUCCACUACUACAAGCAGUUCAGCGACUACGCCUGGUCCCUGUCCGAGGGCAUGAGCCAGCCCUCCAUCAUGUUCCGCGCCCAUUUACGGAACGGCCAGCCGGUCAUCGUCGAUGAUUACAGGGAGGCCUACUGGUGGCUGCGGGACAACACGCCCGAGGACGCUAGGGUAUUGGCCUGGUGGGAUUAUGGGUAUCAGAUCGCCGGUUUAGCUAACAGGACGACCUUAGCGGACGGCAACACGUGGAACCACGAGCACAUCGCGACGAUCGGGCGGUGUCUGACCUCUCCCGAAAAACAGGCCCACAAGAUCGUGCGGCACCUCGCGGACUACGUCUUGGUCUGGACCGGUGGUGGUGGGGAUGACCUAGCUAAGUCACCACAUAUGGCUCGGAUUGGCAAUUCUGUGUACAGAGACAUCUGCCCCGACGACCCUACCUGUAGAUCCUUCGGCUUUACCGAUAGGCAGGGCACGCCCACGCCCAUGAUGGCCGAAUCUUUACUAUACAAGCUCCACUCGCACCAGCAGCGCCCCGGCGUCGCCGCCGACCCGACCCUGUUCCGCGAGGCCUACACGUCGCGCUUCAACAAGGUGCGCAUCUUCAAGGUCCUCAAGGUGUCCAAGACCUCGAAGCAGUGGACGCGCGACCCGGCGAACCGCAUCUGCGACGCGCCGGGGUCCUGGUACUGCGUCGGCCAGUACCCGCCGGCCCUGCGCGAGCUGAUCUCGAGGCGCAUCGACUUCGCGCAGCUCGAGGACUUCAACAAGCAGCGCGGGGGCGACGCCGACGCGUACGUCGCGCAGUACAUGGCGCGCAUGGAGGGCCGGGCCGCGUCGUCGGCGGGCCGCUACGAGGCCCCGAAGUACUUCGAGGUCGCCGACGUCGACGAGGACGACUACGAGGAGGACGACGACGUGCCGGCCGUCGACGAGGAGGCCUACGCCGCGUCGCAGAAGGAGAACGAGGAGCGCGCGCGGGCGUCCGUCGAGGCCCAGAAGGAGGAGUGGGCGCGCUGGUCGAACUCAGAAGAUACGACGCUCAUGUGGCAGAUCGUGAGCUCGGGCGAGGUCUCUGAGUUGGAGGCAUGGUUGAAACGUGCGCCCGGGCUGAUCCACCUGCGGGCCGAGGACGGCCGCGGGCCGCUCUGGUGGGCCUACGAGUACGACCGGCCCGACAUGGUCGCGCUCCUCGUCCGCGAGGGCGCGGACCCCGACGCGACGGACUCCCUCGGCAUGGCGCCGCGCGAGAUGGCGCCCUAGGCCUUGUUAUGAGCGCAUCCCCCGCACAUCCCCCGCGCGUCUAACGAGCCCGAGUCUAGG
Messenger RNA from Pelagomonas calceolata, 3154 nucleotides. The record is from the annotation of a GenBank genome assembly. Lineage: Eukaryota; Pelagophyceae; Pelagomonadales; Pelagomonadaceae.